GUACGUUGCUGCAUUGACAGCCAUCUUGGAUUUGUUGAUCUUCCGACAGAACAUUUGAAUGUCAAAAUAGGGAGAAUUGUAAAGUCCCUAGAUUAAUAAAUGCAACAAGAAACUUAAUUAUAAAUAGUUCACCCUUAACCUAGAAUGAUGAGUGGCAUUGAUAAUAAAAAAGCAAAGCGAAGAAAGGUGAAAAAGGGAGCUGUCACCAAGGCCGCAACCCCGACUAAAUCUCUCACAAAUUCAGAGGUCCCAUUGACUAGAGCUGAGUUAAACGGCGAGGCUUUUAAGAACCUUGAAAAGCUGAUGGAUGCCCAUGAUGACGAGAGCGCUCUGAAGAUGUUGUCAUUUCCACGGGGAACAAAUCCGUUCCUGGACCGGGAGCGAUGUCUGCUCUGUAACUGUGAAAGGCAGGAUCCACCAGAAGCCGAGUCACUCAAAGCUGAGUCUCAAGAUAACCAGUCAUUGGAGAACAAUCCUCUAGCACAGUUACCCCUGUGGGUGUGUCCGUCAUGUAGGAAAGCAGCUGACCAAGAGAUGGAGAAGAAACCUUCCCUGGAACAGUUCUUGGACACAGAUGGAGAGUCAUUUCUCCCAGACAUCAGUAUAAAAUCAGGCUCCGAGCCGACAACUCCCAAUGGCAGUAUAUGUACCUGUGAUGCGUGCACGGAGAGACGGUAUAUAAUGAUUGAAUCGGAGCACGAGCUGGAGACUGCCGCUUUACAACAAUAUUGGACGGAGUUGCGGAAGGUUGUACGCUGUCUAUAUGGAAAUCGUGAUGAGAACAACACAGAAGAGCUCAACACUAACAGAUUGCCAGCUGAUGAUCAUGUCACAGACCUUGUACACAAAUUGUGCAGUCGGGAUCCUCAUCAAUUAUUUCUUCGCCUCGAGUCGCAGGUUCGGGAAUUUGUGAUAGAAAUGAAAGUGAAACUGCUGAAACAAUUAAGUACAGGCUUCAAGACUCCUCCACAAGCCAAGAAGUUUAUAUCUCUUAUGUUAGAGGAAUAUGCUCAUUUAUGCAAAGUUGCUCGCAAAAUGGCUGGUCUUUUGAAAGAAUUGCAAAAUCACUUGAAACGAUUCAAGGUUACGUGGGACCUUCAUAACAAGCAUUUAUUUCAGUCCAUUGUCUUCUCAGAACCUUCCAUCAAAAACAGCCUAAACCUGCUCAUCUCACAACUGAGACUCGGUGCUGCAUCAAAGGAGUCGUAUACUGAAGAUACAUAUCCUAACCUGCUGCAUCGAUAUCUCAAGUUCGAGGACGAGAUGUCGGUAAUCAACGUUGUGUGGCGAGACUGUCAUCAACUUAUAGAAUCUUAUAAUGAAGAACAGUCUGCAUUAAAGUUAAAGCAGAAGAUGUUACGAGAGGACUGGGAAUUUUUCAAAACUCAACGUAAGCUGCUCGAACAACAAGUGUCCAAGAACCCAAAAGCCUCACUUUCUCAUAACCUUGAAGCUCAGUUUACAGAGACAAUGAGGUUGAUGCUUCAAGGUAACAAACCAUCACAAGAUGAACUCACUUGUCCAAGGUGCAAUAGAAAAAGGUGCCCUUGUGAUGAAUGUACUAUAACACACAUGAUCACCUGUGGAAUAAUCAACCCUGACGUGCUUGACAGUUCAACAGCUCCAAAUCCUCUUACAUCGCACCACAAUGCAAACUUUAUGCACGAUCCAAAUCGUUAUCGGAUUGACGUCAGUCCUCCAUCCAUGUCAAGCACGACGUCAAGCAGUGGUUCAUCUAGUCCCAUCAUGGUGGAUCCAGAGCGUCUCAAUCUGCCUUUCCAAGAUGAUAGUAAUAGAAAUGAGGAUGAGAUCCAAGAAGAGAUAGACAAUCAGUCAUCGGAUAAUGAUGAUGAAGAUGAUGAGGGGGUUGAUGAUGAUGACGAUGAUGAUGAUGCUGAUGAUGCUGACAAUGAGGAAGAGGCAGAUGCAACAGACAAGGACGAGUCAAACAUCAAUGAUCUGCCUCUGACGGGUAUGGUAGAGAUUACUGGUAUACCACAACUAUCUCUCGAGGAAGAAAUGAGGAGACAGGACUUCGGCAAGGUUGAAAGCUGUAACUGUGAUCAUUGUGUCUCUCAGGCCAAACUCGAACAAGUGAUGAAGCCGGAGGACAACCAGUGCCAGUGUCAUGUUUGUCUUCAACAACAGGGAAAGGCAAUCUCAACAACUCUACCCCAGCAUAUCCCGCCCAUUGUGCCCCGCCCCGGGGAGCUACAUCUUUAUCCCCAUAUUCAUGGCUCCACGGGGCUGCACACUCUGGGUAGGGGAGGAGGACACGUCAGACCUAUCUUACAACCCAACUUGUACGAUCUUCACCUUCCAAAUCAGCGCCACAAGUCAAUUAUACAACAGACGAAGGUGCCUAUUAAAUUGGACUUUGAUUCUCCUGAGGGUAUAAACGACCAUAUUUACCAUGCCUACGGUGACUGGGACAACACUACAUACGAUCCACGUUUGCUCCUAGGUUCGGGGAAGUUUGACAGCGAACUAUUACCGCCUCCUCCGUUCUCCAGUCCGUACACGUCCACCUUGCUGACGGAACCUCUCAACCUGCCUGGGAUGUUUAGUACAUCGUCAUCACUGCCAACGUCAGCAACAUCAAGUGCUUUUGUGUCGACGUUUGCCAACCAUACCUCGUCAGCGGCUGCCACUCAGGCGGCAACUAAAAUAACUGAUAACCUCUCUGUACUGACCACUAAGGAGUCGCUUGGAGAGCAGUUGGCAAACAAACAUAACCAGUGCUCAAACCAGACCACUCCUGCCCCCAACCACAAUCCUCCCUGCUCCAGACCUGCAACUUUAGGGGGCAAUAAUGCACCCAAGGUUCCAGAGAAGGGGCAUAGUCAGCAUUGUAAGAAGCACAACAACACUCGGGGGAAUGCAAAAUCUGGUUCAGCACCUUCCCACAACCAUAACAAUAAUCAGAUGAAGAUGCCAGAGAUGUUACAGACGAAGGAGGGACGUCAGAUGUUUCAGCAGUAUGCCAACUCUCUCAAACAACAGUCAAACCAGAACAACCAUCCAUGUACCCAUGCUAAUAAUAACAACAACAACAACACUAGUAAAGUUGCUAACCACCUUGGCACCUUGCGUGAACCUCACCAGGGUAACAGCAGUACAGGCCCUUGUCCUAAUUCCAUGCAGCUGCCGACCUCGGUGAACAACGUAAGCGUUGGCACGUCAACUGUAUGUACGGAACCAGACUGUGAUGGUAACCAUGACAAUGACAGCUUCGAUGAUAAUUGUUCAGAGAAGAGUUCAUCAACUUCCAAUUCAACAAGUCAGAAAGAGGGCAAAUACUGUGAUUGUUGCUACUGUGAAUUCUUCGGUCAUGGAAAUCCUCCAAUGGCCCCAACAAGUAAGAACUAUGCAGAAAUGAGGGACAAGCUACGAUUACGGCUCAAGAAAAAGGUAGAAACUGAAACAAAGACGGAUGAGCAGCCUCCUGUCAGUUUAAAGUGCACUGGACAUUUCUCGCAAGGGAAGCCGGCACCUGUUCUCUUGCCUCCCACCUCCACCCCACCUCCUAGUCAGUCUGAGGAUCCACUAGAAACUAAGGGUCUGGAUGAGUUGAUCAAGUUUAUCAAUGGUACUGAGGAAGAGGAUAAAAAGCCUUUGAGUGCUAAGGCAGCAAAACGUGCUAGACAGAAACAGAGAAAGGCCGAGGAGAAGGCAAGACAGGAGGCGGAGCAACUUAGAAAGGAACAGGAGCGAGAGAGAAAGUUAAAGAUAGAGGAGGAGCAGCGUAGACAAGCAGAGGAAGCUGAGAGGCGGAAGAAUGAGGCGAUGACAAAGAAACAACGGAAACAGGCGGCAAAACGGGCAAAGUCUUCCAGUAAUAGUCCGACACCACCACCUGCCAACAGUAAGGGAAACCCAGCUGAUAAAAGCACUAACAAUAAUGCUGAUCAGCUCAGUAAGAACUCAAAAAAGAAAGGCAAACACAAAGAAGAUUUACCAACAUUACAAGUGAACAUAACGUGUGAGAUAGAACAUGGUUCCCAGUCAGUUUCUUCAUCAAGUCAGAAGUCAUUAAGUAACAACAUAGUCAGUCAGAAUCCACCAAAGAUCACUGCCACAUCUAGCCGCCCGAGCACACAGGGAGGUCAUGUGAUAAGUACUCCGCCCUCAAUUGACAAUCGAAACUUCCUAAUCUCAAAACAGAACAAGAAUAAAGAGCCAAUUAAAGCACCUCACUUGGCCAACGGCGAUUCUUCUAAUAGCGUUACAAUCAAUUCAGAGCAUAUCGCACAGAUCACUCGCCAGCAGCAAGAGUUACUCAAGAAGCAAACUCAGCAGCUUAUACAACUGAAGCUGCAGCAAGAAGCUAAGAAGCAAUUACAACUAGCUGCCCAGCAGCAGCAGCAGACUCAACAACAACAGCAGCAGCAGUCUGUUUCAGGUGACAAAAGCAAGAAAGUGAAUAUAAAGAUCAUGCAGAAUGAGAAACAAUCCCAGGGUCAAGUAACUCCACCAACAGUAAACAAGAGCGCUACUGAUAAAACACAAGCCCAGCCAGUCCAGAACAAUGUUAAAAUUACUGUGAAAACUUCUACCAACUCCACACCUACAAAUUCACCCAGAUUGAUCGAACAGAAUAACAAUGUUCAAAGACGCACGACUAGCAAUGGUAAAACAGUACAGCAGAUAAAUGAAGAAAAUGUGACUAGUAAUUUAAAUCAACAACAGUCGGCACAGAACCGCAGAAAUAAGAAACUUGCAGAUUCGGUUCAACCGGAACAAGAUCAGAAAUGUCAGCAACAACUUCAACAUCAGUAUCAUGUGCAAGGUCUGGUCUCCGCUCGCCAGGUUACCGGAACGGCCAAUCAUACACUGCAACACAAUGGUACAAACAGUAAUCCAGCCAAGGGUCAAGUUAGACAGCCACCAGCUGGUCAAGCACAAAAUGGUGACACCAGAACUCCAAACGUAGAAAGAAGACAAGAACAAGGGAAGAAGCAAGAGGAUUCUCCACCCUCUGAUCAGGGUAAAAGCCCUGGUGGGAAGACUAAGAAAGUGAAAAGAAAAAACAAAGGUGCUGGUGAUAUAAACUUCAUAGAUGAGGUAUUUAUGCCAAAAUCUGAAAGUGAUAUUGAAGGUGGAGAUAUGGAUGAAUUUGAGAGAGAAAUUGAAGAAUUUAAAAGGUUUUGUGCGGAUUCAUCGACACCAGCUAAACGUGAGAAACUGCAAGUGAAUGUAAACAUCAAGGACAUAUUUGCCAAGAAGAAGACGGGACUCUGCAACUAAUUGUCUAAUUUCAUCAUUUACAUCCCAUAGUUCAUCUGCUUGUAUUUAUGCUUUCCAUAGUACUUCCCUUUCCAUCUUACUGACUUCACUUAACUCAGAAAAUAUUUUGUACAGUUUCAGACUUUGCUAAUAAUGACUGAGUUAGGUUAUAGAAAUAUUAACAAGUUCAGGAUAAUUUUUUCACUAAGUCCAAAAUUAUUGUUUGAGCAAGGAAUUCUGAGCAAAAAAUCAACAUAAUCAGUUCUAAAAUGUUUGUUUUUCUAGUGUUGAAAAAAAAUAUAUAACAGGAAAUGUAACAGCACACAACAUACAAAUUGAAAAUCUGACUUUUAGUAGAAGAGAUCAUGCUGAAGCCCAUACUGUAAACUUAUGUAAAUCGCUGUAUUUAUAGUUCAGAAAAACGUUGGUUCUCCUUAAGCAAAAUAGAUAAAAAAAAACAAAAUUUUCUCUCAUUCAUUUAUCCUUUAUUCACUAUUAAGAAUUUCAGUUGGAGGAAUCGAGACAAUUGGUCAUGAAUGAUUAGUUCUGGGCCCAAUUGUUCGAAAUUUUAACAAGAGAUAAAGCUAAUGGUCUAACUUUUAGGGUUAUGUUUGGAUAUUUUAGAAGACUUGAUAAAAGAAGCGUAUGACUGACGGAUUAUGAACACUAAAAAGUCUUUACAGUUUAAUCAAAACAUGAUUCUAUUGUUUCCCACCUUUUUUAAUCAAAGUUUAACCAGCAUUUAUACUUUCAACAACAGGGUCCAGAAUGUUCCUUCACCAUCUAACUGGUAAUUACAAAUUCAUGUAUACCAGUUAGUGUUUCACAGUUGAAAUAAAACAUGUUCACAGGCACUCCAGUUGUAGUUUUUCGUCUGGCAUUUGUGAAUCUGACCAUCAAGGACGUUUUAAUAUAAUCUUAUAAGGUCUCAACAAAAACUAUAUUCAAGGAUUUAAUUAUAUGACGUUUAAGUAUAAUCUUUAUCAAGGUCUGGCAAAAACCAUAUUCAAAGAUUUAAUUAUGUUUACAGUUUUGAGGUUUCAGUAUUAGAUAUGUUUCUCCUUUUUGCUCAUUUUGUCAUAGCUGUCGUUUUAAGCAUAUGUCUUUCAAAACAGCCUGUUCAUGUUAAUUCAGUUCUGAUUUAUUCUGUGCUUUGUAAAGGUUGUAUUCUGGGAAAUUCUAUGGCCAUAGUCGGAUAACGGGUUUAUGUGCCACCUGUUAUUUAAUUGAUAAGAAGAAAAAUGUCUUGUAAAUUCAUAUAACAUAUGGGCAUUUAUCUCUUAAUACUUAAAAAAAAUAGAAUCGUUUGCUUUGUCACAUUUCUGAGAGAGACAGUGUUAUUGUAAACACUUUAUUUGACAUUUGCAAAUUACUGUGUUGCUCUUGCCAGCUCCAUUGUCAGAACUGUCAAGAUUAGCUGAAUUAAUCUGAAUAGGGUGUUGUGAAAAAAAGGUUGCCAGGAUAAAUUGUUGUUUUCAAUGAUACUUUAAAGGACAAACAGGAAAAUUUGUACUGAAGUGAAGAUUUUGAUUCUCACGAUACUUCACUAUAGCAGAACACGCACAUUAAGUCUGUUGCGACAUUUUGAAUUAAAGGUGUUUAUUUUCUUAGCAUAUCUCUUGACAGGUUUCUACAAAAUUUGUAGUAUUUUUUAUUUAAUAUGCCAUAUUAUUAUUUCAAUGAAACAAAAAUUUUGACAUGCUUGGUGCCAUGUAAUUUUGUGCACCGUAAAACCUGAAUCAAAGUUAAUCAAAAUUUGUUUUAACCUCGUGUCUUGCAGAACCGUUAUAGAGAAAUGCAGAUAGCAAAAUUAAUAGUGACUUUCUUAGUGUGACUAAUUAAAAAAGAGAUGGAGCUAUUGCACUCACUCAUGCAUCAGCAUUAGCAUCCCUAUUUGGUCAAGUAUUGUGUGUAAGCUGGUAUAUCAGUAUCUAUUAAUUUGAAUGGAACGAAUUUUACACUUGUUCAUGUGAUGAACUGACAUGCAAUGCAUAGGUUUCAUAACUCUGUUUUAUGCCCAAUUUUCAACUACAAUUGUUUUUUGUAUGUAACCUGGUAUUGCUGCAACCAGUUGUAGGAAUGAAACUUAACACUCAAAUUCACUGUGAUGAUACGACAUGCAGUUUUGCAUUCACGGUUGUGUCCGCUUUUCAAUUUGGCAAUGUUUUUAGUGUGACCUAAUAUCUUAUUGAGCAUCAUGAUAUAGGAAAGUUAAGGACUUAAAAUUGUUGCCCCUAUUAUACUUGUUUAUGACUAUGUUUUCCUUCUUUUAACUUUUUUUAAAGACAAGGCUCUUGGAUAGUCGAGCGUUGCUGUCCUCAGACAGUUCUUGUUGUGACUUUCAUCACUAAAUCUGGAAAACGUUAGUCCAGUUAAUUAUUUUCCCUGGUAAUACUGUACCGAAUUGUACUUCUUGUCCUUUUCAUGUUGUGAAAUACAGGUAGUCAUUGGAAAAUUUGUUUUGUAGUCAGUUAAUUUGUCAUACAUAUACUUCAUUAUAAAAUGAAGGUAUGUUGGCAAAAUGAUUAAUAUUUGACAUAAAGGUGACAAAUUAUGAUUGGCACCAGUAGUUCACCAUCCAUUGAAACAUCAUGUGUUUUUCACUUGCUGUUGAAAUCAUGCUGAUAGUAAUCAUCCAUGUUGAUCAAUUAUUUUCACAGUAUUGAUGGUUUGUGUGAAAAUAUGAUUACAUUUUUGCUGUAUGCUAAUGUAGCUAUGGAGAUGCUUCAAAACAAAUAUUGAUGUUGCAGAAGUCGAGGAGUACUGUAUGACAAGAAAUGUUUUGCUGUUUGAUGAUAUUGUGUUGCAGUAUACCUUUGUAUUUCUAGGAAGAGAUGCUGGAAGAAAUUUAUGCAAGUUUCUUGAUUUUAUUUGUAAGAAAAAUUUGACAUUUGUUACUCGAAAACUCCGUUUUCUUUAGUCCAGUAGUGACCUCACUGAAAUGAGAUUUGCUGCAUGUUUGUGACCAAUUAUUAAGAAAGUGAUAUACCAUUGUUGUAAACAAGAACACUUUGUAAAGAAUGUUUUACAACAGUGUACUUGAUCAGUGCUCUUCUUGUAGAAAAUAUUGCAAUUUUUUUAAAGUUUUGCUGACUUGCUCUGUAUUGCAUGUGUUUUUGUGAUUGGCAUUAUAUUCUUUGAAGAAAUGUUAAAUAAUGAAUUCACAGGGACAUGGAGAUAUCUGUAAAAACUACAGUUAAUUACCAUAGUUAUGAGCAAAGUAACUUAAUAUGAGAAGUGAUUGGGCAAAUACUUGCAGCAAGAGCAUGAAUAUUUUAUUGUCAUUUAAAGCAUGUUAGUUUAAUGGUCGUAAUAUCAACAUGCGAUUAGUUGUUAAUUGUAAGUAAACAAUUGAAAUGCCUUUCAUGCACUUUAUUAUUAAUGACUGAUGAAGUUCUGCUAAAGGGUGGAGAUCAUGUGAAGAUCUAUGAUAGGAUAAAGGACUAGACUGCGUGUACUAUGUUGUUUUCAAUUAAGGUGAAGAAGGCGUAAUUUAUAGAAAUUUUCUUGAUUAUGUUACAGUAUGUAAUGAUUUUUAAUAGCAUGAAGCUAGGUGGCGCUCCUGCAUUUGAUAAUGCCUGAUGUUUAUGUCUGAUCUGUAGACGUGGUUUGGUUUGAUUUAAUGCCCUUAUAUUGCACGAUAUGCAAGCAAUAACGCUGGGCUACAGAGAAGUUUCUCAUUCGCUCUGUUUUUAUUAUUUUGAGAGAAGAAUUUUCGUCACUGAUAAUAUUUCUGUAUGUCUUAUUACCACGGAUGUGUACUGUUUUUAAUGUGAAGGACAUGCGUCACAUGGGGAAGACGUGUGCUCCUGUCUAAAGAUAUUGUGGUCGACGAUUUUCUGUGUGUAGCCUUUAUAUUUUUAUUUGUAUCUCUGAAGAGGUACAAAUUCAGAGAAGAAAUUGUUGACAAUUGAUACGAAAUUAAAACACUACCAAAAUUUUA
Molecule: messenger RNA, 9169 nt
Organism: Mercenaria mercenaria
Lineage: Eukaryota; Metazoa; Mollusca; Bivalvia; Venerida; Veneridae
Product: protein FAM193A-like
Exons: 23
Coding region: 145-5247 (1700 amino acids)
Source: RefSeq, a predicted model, not a curated record